Molecule: messenger RNA, 774 nt
Organism: Eriocheir sinensis (Chinese mitten crab)
Lineage: Eukaryota; Metazoa; Arthropoda; Malacostraca; Decapoda; Varunidae
Product: pro-resilin-like
Exons: 3
Coding region: 16-480 (154 amino acids)
Cellular component (GO): extracellular matrix
Source: RefSeq, a predicted model, not a curated record
CCCGCAGCUCCCGACAUGGCCCUCAAGCUCGUCCUCGUGUCCGCCCUCGUGGCCGCCGCCCUCGCCGACCAGAGGCCCUAUAGGCCACCCACCCCCCAGCCCACCUACGGUACACCACGGCCCUCCUACGGAGCACCCGCCCCGUCCUACAGCCAGCCCCAGCAGACGUCACGCCCCCAGUACCAGUUUGACUGGGCCGUCAACGACGCGCCCUCCGGCAACGACUACGGCCACCAGGAGUCCCGCGACGGCUAUGACACCCAGGGCAACUACUACGUGCAGCUGCCCGACGGCCGCCUCCAGCGCGUCGACUACACUGUCAACGGCGACUCCGGCUUCGUGGCGCAGGUCACCUACCAGGGCGAGGCUCAGUACCCCCAGCAGGGAUACGGCUCCCCAAGACCUUCCUACGGCCCACCCGCCCCCACCUACGGCACCCCCGCCCCCACCUACGGCACCCCCACCCCCGCCUACGGGUAAUGCCGCCCACGCCUGACGAUGCCCGCGUCCUUCCAUCAUUGUAAAUAGGUCACUGCUGCUUCCCGCUCCUAAGAUGCAAUAAACGUAAAACGCACCACAUGCCUUCCCUUCCUCUUUCAUCCAUCUCGGUUUUAUAGUCUCCAGGCACUCGAGAGCCUUUGGUCUUCAUGAAGGGAACUGGCGGUCAGCCCCGGUCCGUAACGGCGACCAUUUUGUUUCCGUCCCGAGGAACACCUUGCCAUCCAUUUGUCAUGCACAGAGUUCUCACCCUUCCUAUUCCCCCCGUCACUGCAU